Chrysochloris asiatica (Cape golden mole) is the source of this 1549-nucleotide messenger RNA. It is a transcript of the gene LEPROTL1, whose product is annotated as leptin receptor overlapping transcript-like 1. Gene Ontology annotation, cellular component: endosome. The transcript has 4 exons. NCBI's taxonomy places the organism in Eukaryota, Metazoa, Chordata, Mammalia, Afrosoricida, Chrysochloridae. The coding region runs from base 101 to 496 and encodes 131 amino acids. The record is from RefSeq and is a predicted model, not a curated record. Gene Ontology annotation, biological process: late endosome to vacuole transport via multivesicular body sorting pathway; negative regulation of growth hormone receptor signaling pathway.
UUCCGGGUGUUGUCUCUCGCGGCUGCUUCGCGUCUCUGGUCUCCCGGCUGCCGCCGCCGCCGCUGCCUCGGGUCCUGGAGCCAGGAGCGACGUCACCGCCAUGGCCGGCAUCAAAGCUUUGAUUAGUUUGUCCUUUGGAGGAGCAAUUGGGCUGAUGUUUUUGAUGCUUGGAUGUGCCCUUCCAAUAUACAACCAAUACUGGCCCCUCUUUGUUCUGUUUUUUUACAUCCUGUCACCUAUUCCAUACUGCAUAGCAAGAAGAUUAGUGGAUGAUACAGAUGCUAUGAGCAAUGCUUGUAAGGAACUUGCCAUAUUUCUUACAACAGGUAUUGUUGUCUCAGCUUUUGGACUCCCUAUUGUUUUUGCCAGAGCACAUCUGAUUGAGUGGGGAGCUUGUGCACUUGUUCUCACAGGAAACACAGUUAUCUUCGCGACUAUACUAGGCUUUUUCUUGGUCUUCGGAAGCAAUGAUGACUUCAGCUGGCAGCAGUGGUGAAAAGGAAUCGCUGAACUAUCAAAAAAUGAACUUGUCAUUUGUUGCCAUCCACACAAGCAGGAAGUUGGGCAAUAAUGCUGAGUGGUAUAGCAAGCCUCUUGGGGGUAUUGUAGGUGCUCCCUUUUCACUUUUAUUGUAAGCAUACUGUAUUCACAGAAACUUACUGAAGGAUUAAAACGGUGUUUUUUUUCUUGUUGAAAAAGUUUGACUGAUUACACACUUACCUACAGUAUGCUUUUUGUGGUGUCCUGCUGAAUUUAAAUAUUUAUAUAUUUUUCCUGUUCAGUUUUGUGGGUUGUUUGUUUUUUUUUUAAAUCAAUAUACAAUGUUAAACACUUUUUAAAUGUUAUAACCAUUUGCAUUAGUUAGGAAUUCAGAAUUUGACUGGCUGUAUUAUUGGGUUAAAGUACAUCUUUUUUAAAAAAAUUACUUAACCUCCAUUAUCAUAAAAUGUUAUAAAAAUGUUUCCAAUCAGUCAGGAUGCCAUCACUCCCAACUUUAUGCAGACAUGCAGACCAUUGGCAUAUCUUACAGAAUAUAUAUUAAGUGCAAAUAACAGUUGCAUUUAUACCUCAGAGGGGCCAAGUAUUAAUGCCCAUGCCCUCAAUAAGGGUUGAAGGUUUUACUAAUAGCAGGUGUUUUAUGAAUUGAGAAGUAUUUUAUGGAAUUGCUACAAAGGAGUGCUUUUCUUAAUUGUAAGAAGAGUUUAUUAAACUUAAAGUAAGGGUGUGAAACUGACUUUUGAGAUACAGUUUGUAUGUUUCUUUAUAGUUAAACUAGAAAGAGUGAGUUGCAUUGUGGGAAGAAACCAUUGAAAUUCCUUUUUUUUUAAAUCCUGUUUCUAUUUAUAAGUGAUAUUUUUUCUUUCCUAUCAGCCUUUCGUGUUUUACCAUGGGUGAAAUGGACAUACGUGGAACUACUGAUGAGGGAAAGUUGUGUGUUUGCCUCAUAUAUACAAGGAAGCCUUUCCCUAAUUCCGCCUUUUAGCUUAUUUUAUACAUUGUAUAUACUAAGUAAAAUAACUUUUCAAAAACAGUUUAAUAACACUUAAAA